Aspergillus heteromorphus CBS 117.55 is the source of this 2366-nucleotide messenger RNA. It is a transcript of the gene vac8, whose product is annotated as protein anchor VAC8. Gene Ontology annotation, molecular function: protein binding; protein-membrane adaptor activity. The record is from RefSeq and is a predicted model, not a curated record. Gene Ontology annotation, biological process: vacuole inheritance; nucleus-vacuole junction assembly. The transcript is spliced from 6 exons. Bases 238 to 1974 code for a protein of 578 amino acids. Gene Ontology annotation, cellular component: fungal-type vacuole membrane. Lineage: Eukaryota; Fungi; Ascomycota; Eurotiomycetes; Eurotiales; Aspergillaceae.
CAAAAAACCGCCAUUCGGUCCUUCCUUCUCUGCCUCCAUCUUCCCGACCGACCGACCGACCGCCUGUCCACCACCGUCCGCGUGUGCUGCAGCUUUUGUUGGAUGGGAUAGACGACCGCUACCACCCACCCAGCCUCCGACUGCGACCCAUCUGGCGUACCUCCCGCCACCCUUUGCUUUUCUAUCCAUCGCCGGCGGGGCCGUCUGCUGGUCCGGCGGGCCUUUCAUUCUGACGGCAUGAGCGGAAUCACAAAUGCAUGCCUGUCGUGCCUCUCGACAGUCGACCGUUGGUGCCAUAUCUCAGCCUGUCUCGGCCCGAUCGGGGCCCGCUCAAGGGAUGGAAUUUACGAGACAACGCUGGCAGACAAUGAGCGGGAAGCCGUCUCCGAUCUCUUGGGAUACCUGGAAAACAGGACCGAAACCGACUUCUUCACCGGCGAACCCCUUCGCGCCUUAAGCACCCUGGUCUAUUCCGACAAUGUCGAUCUGCAACGGAGCGCCAGUCUGACAUUUGCUGAGAUCACGGAGAGAGAUGUGCGCGAGGUGGACCGAGACACGCUGGAACCCAUCCUCUUUCUGCUGCAGAGCUCGGAUAUCGAAGUCCAACGCGCUGCAAGUGCGGCUCUCGGCAAUCUGGCUGUAAAUGCGGAUAACAAGGUGCUGAUCGUCGCGCUGGGGGGACUGGCUCCCCUAAUACGGCAGAUGAUGUCACCCAACGUGGAAGUCCAAUGCAACGCGGUCGGCUGUAUUACCAACCUAGCUACCCACGAGGAUAACAAGGCCAAGAUCGCUCGGUCCGGGGCAUUGGGUCCGUUGAUCCGUCUCGCCAAGUCGAAGGAUAUGCGAGUCCAGCGGAAUGCGACAGGGGCGCUGUUGAAUAUGACACAUUCGGAUGACAACCGACAACAACUGGUCAACGCCGGUGCAAUCCCCGUCCUCGUCCAAUUGCUCUCUUCCCCCGACGUCGAUGUGCAAUACUACUGCACGACCGCCCUCAGCAACAUCGCCGUGGACUCGUCGAAUCGCAAGAGGCUUGCGCAGACCGAAUCCCGGUUGGUUCAGUCGCUGGUGCACCUCAUGGAUUCGUCCACCCCCAAAGUGCAGUGUCAAGCCGCGUUGGCGCUCCGCAACCUUGCCUCCGACGAGAAGUACCAGCUCGAGAUUGUUCGCGCCAAGGGUCUUCCGCCACUGCUGCGACUGCUGCAGUCUUCCUACCUUCCUCUUAUCCUCUCUGCCGUCGCGUGCAUCCGCAACAUCUCCAUUCACCCUCUGAACGAAUCUCCCAUCAUUGACGCGGGCUUCCUCAAGCCCCUGGUUGAUCUCCUGGGAUCGACCGACAACGAAGAGAUCCAGUGCCACGCCAUCUCGACCCUCCGGAACCUGGCCGCCAGCUCCGACCGCAACAAGGAGCUUGUCCUGCAAGCCGGGGCCGUGCAGAAGUGCAAGGACCUGGUGCUCCGGGUUCCUCUUAGCGUCCAGUCGGAAAUGACGGCUGCGAUCGCUGUGCUGGCUCUCAGCGAUGAGCUGAAGCCCCACCUCCUAAAUCUCGGGGUCUUUGACGUCCUGAUCCCUCUCACGGAAUCGGAGAGCAUUGAAGUGCAAGGAAAUAGCGCCGCGGCUCUGGGCAAUCUGUCGUCGAAAGUGGGGGAUUAUUCCAUCUUCGUGCGUGACUGGGCAGACCCCAACGGCGGCAUUCACGGGUACCUCAACCGAUUCCUCGCCAGCGGCGACCCCACCUUCCAGCACAUCGCCAUCUGGACGCUGCUCCAGCUCUUGGAGUCGGAGGACCAGAGACUCGUCGGAUACAUCGCGCAGUCGGACGACAUUGUACAGAUGGUGAAGACUAUCUCCGACAAGAGCAUCGAGUCCGACGAGGAGGAGGCCGACGACGGCGAGGGCGAGGUCAUCGCGCUGGCUCGGCGAUGCCUCGAGUUUCUUGGGAACGGUCACCGGCAGACCCUGGUCGAGGGCUAAUGGGUCCCCCUCUUGACGACUUGUAUGGCUCCGGACCGACGCGUUCUCUUCUCUCCCUACGUUCUACCUAUUUACUUUCGUGUCCUUUAUCCUUUAUUCUCCGCCGAGUGUUUUCUUAUCUAUAAGUUGAGUCGCCGUGUGUUCUACUGUUCCGACACGUCGCCCUAUAUUUGUCACCGGUGUUAAGCGGGCAUUUGAUUCGGUGUGUCUUGAUUCGUGUCAGCGAGCAUUCGGUGUGAUGGCCUUGUUUGCUUUGUUGAGAUGCUGUCCGUUGUCGUCUAUAGUCUCCGCUGGGAAGACGCUGUGCUGACUUGAGGUGUCUGCGCAUAAUACUGUAUUCAUGUUAGAGCAGAUAUCGAGUCUAUAUUGCAAUACAUCGAUAUGAGUGUUAU